Messenger RNA from Astrephomene gubernaculifera, 344 nucleotides. NCBI's taxonomy places the organism in Eukaryota, Viridiplantae, Chlorophyta, Chlorophyceae, Chlamydomonadales, Astrephomenaceae. The record is from the annotation of a GenBank genome assembly.
GGUUGCGACGCCGGCAGGAGGCUGCAUGGCGGGGCCCCCGGGGUGGGUAUGUUGGGCGCUGCUACCUUGCACCUGCUGCCCGCAACACCAGCACCGACAGCAGCAGGUGGAGGAGGAAGCGGGCUUCAGAUCACCCUCUGCAUUGCCUUCCGCUUCGGGUGCGGUGGAUAGGGUGGGGGAGGUGUCCCGCGAGCCCGCCUCACAGCCCGCCGCGGGGCACGCCCCCCAUGCGGCCCCGCCCCGCCACUGGCACGUGGUGCGCUGUGUGAGCUACGUGCCGGGUCGCAUGCUGGCGGAGGUGGAGCAGCUGACCCCCACCCUGCUCACCUCCCUCGGCGCCCUCA